Messenger RNA from Melopsittacus undulatus (budgerigar), 6291 nucleotides. It is a transcript of the gene KCNG3, whose product is annotated as potassium voltage-gated channel modifier subfamily G member 3. Gene Ontology annotation, biological process: protein homooligomerization; potassium ion transmembrane transport. The coding region runs from base 30 to 1328 and encodes 432 amino acids. Gene Ontology annotation, cellular component: membrane; voltage-gated potassium channel complex. The record is from RefSeq and is a predicted model, not a curated record. NCBI's taxonomy places the organism in Eukaryota, Metazoa, Chordata, Aves, Psittaciformes, Psittaculidae. The transcript has 2 exons. Gene Ontology annotation, molecular function: protein binding; delayed rectifier potassium channel activity.
CCCUUCCCCUCCUCCGUCCCACCCAAGCCAUGAACUUUGGCCGCGGCCCCGCGGUGGUGUUGAACGUCGGGGGCACCCGGUACUCGUUCUCCCGGGAGGUGCUGAAGGAUUUCCCCCUGCGGAGGGUGAGCCGCUUGCACGGCUGCCUCUCGGAGCAGGACGUGCUGGAGGUGUGCGACGACUACGACCGCGAGCGGAACGAGUACUUCUUCGACCGGCACUCGGAGGCCUUCGGCUUCAUCAUGCUCUACGUGCGGCACGGCCACCUGCGCUUCGUGCCGCACAUGUGCGAGCUCUCCUUUUACAACGAGAUGAUCUACUGGGGGCUGGAGGGCUCCCACCUCGACUACUGCUGCCAGCGCCGCCUCGACGACCGCAUGUCCGAGACCUUCUACUACGCGGCGGAGGAGCCGCCGGGGGAGCAGAGCCGCGGCUCCGAGGGCAAGGGCCGGCGGCCGCCGGGCGCUGAGGGCAGGAAGUGGCUGGAGAGGAUGCGGAGGACUUUCGAGGAGCCCACGUCCUCCGUGGCCGCCCAGGUCCUGGCCACCGUCUCCAUCCUCUUCGUCAUCGUGUCCAUGGUGGUGCUGUGCGCCAGCACCCUGCCCGAGUGGCGGGCGCCGGAGAACCGCAGCAUGGAGGAGCAGAGCAGGUACACAGCAGAGUCAGUGAGGGAGCCCUCAGGGAUAAUCGAAGCUAUCUGCAUAGGCUGGUUCACUGCAGAGUGCAUCGUGAGGUUCAUCGUCUCGAAAAACAAGUGUGAGUUUGUCAGAAGACCUCUCAACAUCAUCGAUUUACUGGCGAUUACUCCUUACUACAUCUCUGUCCUAAUGACAGUUUUCACAGGGGAGAACUCGCAGCUCCAGAGGGCUGGAGUCACCUUGAGGGUCUUAAGAAUGAUGAGGAUUUUUUGGGUGAUUAAACUGGCUCGUCAUUUCAUUGGCCUUCAAACGCUUGGUCUGACUCUAAAGCGUUGUUACAGAGAGAUGGUGAUGCUCCUUGUCUUUAUCUGUGUUGCUAUGGCAAUUUUCAGUGCACUCUCCCAGCUUCUUGAAAACGGGCUGGACUUGGGAACAAAGAAUAAGGAUUAUGCCAGCAUCCCUGCUGCUUGUUGGUGGGUGAUCAUCUCGAUGACCACAGUGGGUUAUGGUGACAUGUGUCCCAUCACCGUCCCAGGAAGGAUUCUUGGAGGAAUUUGUGUGGUCAGUGGCAUCGUGUUAUUAGCCUUGCCAAUCACUUUCAUCUAUCACAGCUUUGUGCAGUGUUACCAUGAGCUCAAGUUCCGAUCUGCUAGGUACAGUAGAAGUCUCUCUGCUGAAUUCUUAAACUGACCCUACUUGCAUUCUGUUGUAGUUACUUGCUAAGCUUUGUCUUAGAAGAGAAUGGUGGAAGGUCCUUUCGCGUGUCCUCCUUGACUGGAUGGUCCCAUGGAACAACACUCUCGCCAGCCUGGAGAAAGCCCGUCACCAUUCAGACAGGAAGGAUGGCCAUCUGCCUUGGGCAUCUCGCAGGGACAGGGAGCGAGGCUUCAAAUUUGAGCGAACAAAAUUAACACGAGAGGAUUCAGAAGUCCUCAGCCAGACCAGCUUGGUUUUCAGUUCGCCUUUCCACGGCAAAAAAUGGGCUUAACACUGAGCUCUGUCAUUCCCAUAAUUACAUCCAUUCUAAGCAAUGUGUAGCAGAAGUUUAACAAAGAUUUCAAUACCUAAAUGCUCUAUAGAGGCAUUGAUAACUUCUUGCCUGAUGUAUCUCCACUUUCGACUCAGAUAACCAAACUAGAUACUGAAGGAGAAUCACUGCUACUUUUGAGCUUCAUCACAGAUUAGAGCUAGUUCUGUAACUCAGGAAAGAUGAAUAAUACGUGACUGGAGGGCAGCGAAUCUUGAGGCCUGAUUCUGAUCUUUGGUGAAGCACCCAAAUCUUCUGUAAAACCAGUGAAGUCAGUGGCAUUUGCUUGAAUCUGAUAAUUCAAAGUGCAAAAUGUGCACCUCUGAAUCACAGGAAGGUUUGGGUUGGAAGUGACCUUAAAGAUCAUCUAGUUCCAAUCCCACUAGACCAGGUUGCUCAGUUAGCCACAAUUCAUUCCUUCUCCAGAAGCAAAUGGUUAGUGGAAGCAAGUGUUGUACUUUACAAAGAUCAGCAUAAAAAAAUCUAGCAUUGAUAAAAUACAUUUUCUGGUAGCUUAGUGGGGGAGCUAUCCAUAUCUUGGGUACAUUCAGUUCAGCUCCAUCCAUCUGAAGUCACAUACUCAUAAACAUAGAUUCCCCCCAUUUAAUUAAACAUAUACAUCUUAGUGAAGGUUCCAUCACUUGCAACAGUCUGGAGAAAGCACUGGUAAACAAGAGUAGCUGUGCCCUUUCAGAUGAGACUGUUCAUCAUCUUUAAAUCCUGCACUCCUUACUGAAGGAUACACUUUAAUGGUAGUUUAACUGUAAAGAGCCCGGAGCAUACCAAAGAAAGUGAACUACAGAAGUGUGAGUUGCACUUGGCAAAAUGGUAUAUUCUCCAAUGUAACUAGGAAAUGAAUCAAAUUAGGUUCUGAAAUACUGUUCACUACAUUUCUUGUGUAGUACUGACCUAAUAGCAUCAGUCAGUACAAAUCUGAAAGGCUGCUACAUAAAAAUGUGCAGGUAGAUACUAAAACACAUUAAGGUACAGCUUUACACAUUUGGUUACUGAUAAACAUCAAAAGGGAGCUUUCUUAUUAACAUAGAAGUUGAGAGUCAUCGGCAUAGUUGAAUUUGGUGUGCUUGCCUGAAAAUACUGCAUUUACUAUUACUGUGAUGUAGAACCAUCUUUUGCAUACGUAUUUGUCAAAAGCUUAGAAGCAAAAUGAGUACCACCUAGAAAACACACAUCUGGAUUGCUCAUUCAGAGAGAAGUACCCCAUUGGUCAAUAGCCAGUACAUUGCAGGCUCUACCUCGAGGCCUGCAAAAUCCAUUCUCAUUUUAGGUGGUCUAAAGUAGUCUUAAAGAAUGACACUGCAAACACAGUUUGUCUGAAGACCUGAAAAGGAUUUUAGUCGCCUUCUUACAGACUUUUCCUUCAGCAGCAUUUCAAGACUAUAUUAUUAAGUAACAUUACAGCCGUCCCUGGGUUUCUUGUCACGUUCUGGUGUUCAGGUUAGCUCUGUAGUUCUGUCUACUACUAUAUUUAUGCUUUUUGUAUCAGAGUCACAUCAUUCAGAAACCGGCUCCAGCAUUCCACAGAGAGGUGAAUAUGAGAUCAGCAAAAACAUCUUUCUUAGGUGAGAUUCACAGCUGAUGUUAGUUAGGGAAGGUGUGACUUCCGAGACAGGGAGAUGUUUUACACCAGUGGAGAUGCUUGCUCUGUAUUCCUGCAUGUGUACUUAUAUAUAUCCUGCAUAUAUUAUAUAUUAUAGUCAGUGGAAAUGCUGGGGUUUUUUUUCUCCUUACAAAAAAUGUCGUCCUUGACAAAAUUGAGAUUUCAGACUUUAAUCUGAGCACAGCUGGUGAAGAAAAUGACAUUUUCAUCUUCUAAUGAGAAGUUUGACAGUAUCAAAACCAUUUUCAAGAAGAAAAGUGCUAUUUUUGUUUGGGGUUUCUGCUCCAAUUUCUUUUUCUUGUUUUUUCCCCCAUUAAAAACCCAACCACAUAAGAACUCAACCCUACAGAUUCAUAAUGCUUUGGAAAAUACUGGGUUUCAUAAAAACUCACUUUGUCUUUUGUCCGUAUAUUGUAUUUAACCAAACCAGUACUCUGAGAUACAACCCUCCUCCCACAGAACGCCCAAACCAUCGUCACGAUGACAAUAGCUUGAAAUCCAUACAGAAUGUGAAUAUAAAGUGUGUUGCAGUCUUGAUUUCAAGACAAAAUAAAACGCAUUUCAGCACUGCCUAUAAAUCUAAUCUUUUGAUGCCUGUACAAAGGAAAAAAUAGAACUUACUGCACAUAAUAACUUGAGAAUACCAAGUUGUACCGUGAAUCAUUUUGUGUAAGCAAUUAAGGACAGGAUGUUUUCAAAGAUCCAGGCUAUAUGUGGGAUACAAACAAAAUGUCUGAUCCUUUAUAAAGUGUUUUCCAGCUAAACAAUCUUUUCCUAGCGUAAAAAGAUUAUCUAAUGAAAAUAAUUGUGCAAAGGAAGAAGCCUGUGGACAUUAAGUCUUACUUCUUUAACUGCUUAUGUUCACUUUUUAUAUGGCAAAAUGUGAGCAGAAUGAGCUAAUGUAUUCUUUAUUUUGAAUUAAAGGAUUUUGCUCUAUAGAAGCCCAUUAAGAAGAGGUACUGGGGUGGGGGUUUUCUUUAUUUGUUUGUUAUUGUUGUAUGGUUAUCAGUGUGUAGACUUUAGUUUCCUUAGAAACCAAGUUGAAGGAAUGUUAUCUCAAUGGUAGCCUUAAACCAGAACUUGAUAGGGUAAAUAGGGUUCCUGACUUCUAGUAAUAUAGAUCCUCUUAUUUCCAAUAGAUCAGUAGUUUUUUAGUGAAACCAAGAAGAAAUGAAGGACAUGUAGUCAAAAUAAAGCAUGCUUUUAAGCAGAUGGAACUGUUCUACUAGAACUUGAGCCCGUGUUUUAUGCAGACACAGGGUGUAAUGCUCCAAUUCAAAAUACAGCAUUUCAAAGCCACCCAAAGACAAGCUGGCUCAUUCCUAAUAAUUGCCAUUUGAACCCUAUACAGUAAAAUACUUCAUGGCCAGUACCUCUUUUAAUAUCUGAAACAUUCAGAGUUGGAUCAAGAUAGAUGCAAUACAAAGGUAAUAAAACUGGGGAUACAUGAAGAGAGCUUCUGUGACCCAGACUUCCUGUUCAGCUAAAAGUAAACCCCAUUCUAACAGUUUUUUGAACUGCCAUUGUAUGUUUUGAUGACCACAGAGGUUAAUCAUACAUUAUAUCCUAGGGUCAGUCCUUGGGACUGACCUGUUCAGAGCUAUGUAUUUGGCUGCAAUCCCUCAAGGUACCGUGUGCCAUUUAAAAGCAUUGGAUCGCUAAUGAAAUCACUGGAAUGGAAAAGCUGUCUGGGUGCAUUUUCCCUCUACAGUGCUGCAUGAAGCAGCAUCCCACAAAUCACAAAGAAUGGAAGAAUAUAAUCUCCCUUGAUGUAAGACUUGGAAACAAUAUUGUCUUGAUUAAUACUCAUCAAAAGGAAAAAAAGAUCAAUUUGGGUCAUUUUAAACCGUUUUAUCAGCAUUGGGAUCAACCAUUUAGGUGUGAUACUUAUUCUUACUGCACAGUGGCUUACCCUGUUGUACAUGGCAGCAAGUUUGACAAAGAUAAAAGCCCGUAUUCAAAGGGAGAGGGACUGGCUUCUCACAUCCUGUAUGCAGUUUGUCCCCAUGAAGGAAUCGUUCUUUGGCUUUUGUAGCAUUCAACCCUCAUGUUUUCAAAAUAAGCCUGAAGCCCUCAUGGGUCCCAAGCACUUGUCUCUUCCCCUCUGGGUAACAAGUACAGCAACGUUCCCAGCUCUGAACGCCUGCCAGAAGCCACCUAAGAGCUUGAGGGUAAACCCACUGAUUAAAGUUUGAUCACUUGAAGCACCUUGAACAUGUUAGAAUUAGCCUUUCAAAUGAGCUUCUAAGGAAGGAGGUGUUUGCUGGAGAAUGAAAGAAGCCGUGCAUAGCAAACAGGAUUAGAUCACCUUAUCCCCAAAAAAUAAUUCUGAUCCUAAAUAAAAGGAAACAGACUCUCAUUUUCUGGUAUGUUUUGUAAAAGCAAACAUGGAGGUCAGGGUACAUGAUGCUAGUUAAACCUGCUACAUAAACCAGAUCCCCAUUUAAAUAAGGAGGCUUAGCAGGAAAGGUCUCCCAGCUUUGCUAAGCUCCCACAGUUUACGCUAGCUGAAGAGCUGCCCCAGCCCAUAUGGAAGGAACAACAAAACACUGGUGUAUAAUCAAAAGCUAUUAUGAUGUAUUGCCUGUGAAAUGCAGCACAGCGUAGGGGGUAUCUUUUGCAGAUGACAGGAGAGGUUAAGCAUCAAGAAGGCUCACAGUGAGCAACCAAGACUGACAAUCUGCUUGACAAGGAAUUGUCAGAGCCACAAAAGAAUUUAAAUCUUUGGUCAAAUUAACAAAGUCUGAAUGUUUGCAGCUCUACAUUUUAGACUCCUUUAUUCUUUACAAAUGCAAAGGUUUAUAAUUUUAUAGAAUAUUAAUUUUAUAUAUUGUUUGCUUCUUUGUAAAGAAAAAUGAAUACUAGGAUUUGCAAAGAUAAUAAGUGUGGGUUUUCUUUUGAUGUGCAAACAGAAUUAGAUGCGUAAAAUCCCAUAAUAAAAUUUGCUGGUCUUGUUGCUGUAUUUCAUGGAUUAGUAGUGGUCAAAACAUAAAUGUGUUCUUUGUAAC